This is a messenger RNA of Triticum dicoccoides, 1370 nucleotides long. Its product is annotated as pathogenesis-related thaumatin-like protein 3.5. The transcript is spliced from 4 exons. The record is from RefSeq and is a predicted model, not a curated record. Lineage: Eukaryota; Viridiplantae; Streptophyta; Magnoliopsida; Poales; Poaceae. Bases 46 to 1098 code for a protein of 350 amino acids.
CAUAUCGUAUCAAAGCUAGUAUGUUUUCUUGAGGCGAUACUUGCCAUGCCCUUGAUACUAGUGGUUGUCAUACUCCUUUUGAGUUUGUUCACGUUGGUGGCCUACGCGACGACGUUCACCAUAGCGAACUACUGCGCCUACCCGAUAUGGCCGGGCACGCUGGCUGGCUCCGGCACGCCGCAGCUGUCCACGACGGGGUUCGAGCUCGGGCCGGGGCAGACGGUGCGGCUGGCGGCGCCGCCAGGGUGGUCGGGGCGGAUGUGGGCGCGGACCGGGUGCGUGUUCGACGCGGCCGGCGCCGGCGUGUGCCAGACCGGGGACUGCGGCGGGCGCAUGGAGUGCCGCGGCGCCGGCGCCACGCCCCCGGCCACGCUCUUCGAGGUCACGCUGGGGAAGGGCGGCGGCGAGGACUUCUACGACGUGAGCCUCGUCGACGGGUACAACCUCCCCGUCGUCGCCAUACCGCGCGCGCUGCGCGGGCCCGGCGCGUGCAACGCCACCGGCUGCUUGGCCGACCUCAACCGCUCGUGCCCGACGGAGCUGCGGGUGGACUACGGCGGCGGCGCGAUCGCGUGCCGGAGCGCGUGCGAGGCGUUCGGGCAGGACAGGUACUGCUGCAGCGGCGCCUACGGCACGCCGGCGGCGUGCCGGCCGACGUCGUACUCGUCCGUCUUCAAGAUGGCGUGCCCGCGCGCCUACAGCUACGCCUACGACGACAGCACCAGCACCUUCACCUGCAACGCCGACGACUACACCGUCGCCUUCUGCCUCCCCACCUCCGGGAUAAAGGAGUCGGACGCCGUGUUCCUCGGCGCGCAGAUCAUCGGCGGCCGCAGCACCGGUGCUGCCGAAGCCAACGAUAUCGCGCCGCCGGCGUCCGGCAACGGUGGGGUGGGCGCUUAUGCACCGCCGGCCUACGACGGCUACAACGGCGGUGGAGGUGGAGCCGGAGGCGCUUACCUGCCGCCGGUUUACAACUACGGGCCUGGCGGCGAUCGCAUACCGCCGGCGAUGAGGAUCUCGUCGGCUUGCACGACGACGACGACGACGUACAUCCGGCCGUGGCUUCCGCUGCUGCUGCUCCUCUGCUUUGCCUGACCGUGUUCCGUUGCUCUGCGCACGAGCUGGCGACAGUUUAAGCUGACUCUUAGUUUAACGCAGCCUGCGGCAAAGAAGAGACGGGGCGAUCGAGAAGGGCCUUUCAUUCAUGCGUUGGAUGUUUGCACGAUCCAAACUUAUUUUCAUCCUUCGUGGAUAUGUUUACAGAGCUCCAACUUACCAUGCCAUUUAGUAGUUGAUUAGUUUACAGCAGAUGUUAGGCGAGUAAUUGUAAAAGAUCGGAUCCGUUUUACUCUGAUGGUUGACACUUA